Messenger RNA from Penicillium canescens, 1266 nucleotides. RefSeq lists its product as uncharacterized. Bases 1 to 1266 code for a protein of 421 amino acids. Lineage: Eukaryota; Fungi; Ascomycota; Eurotiomycetes; Eurotiales; Aspergillaceae. The record is from RefSeq and is a predicted model, not a curated record. The transcript has 2 exons.
AUGAUUGACCAUCAAGGGCGGUUCAACAAAGGAUUUCGCACGAGCAUCAAAAUAGAACUGUGUGAGCAUCAUGCAGGCAAACGUGAUUUCUAUACGACUGGAGACAGUAUCGAUGGCUAUGUGUGGAUUACCAUUGAUCACCUUCUUGGACCAGGAAUGGUUGAGGUUGCCUUUCGUGGGCAAUCACGAAUCGUGGACGACUGGGUGCUUCUACCUGUUAGUACGUACAGGCAACAAAACUUCUUGGAGUUACACCAGCCCAUCGAAAAUGACGCAUUCAAUCCCGACCGAGUCUUGAAAGAUGGGUUCGAAUACAAGUUUCCUUUCAAAUUUAUAGUGCCAAAUGAGCUGCCUAUUCACGCUUGUCGGCACAAAGAAGAGCACUGCAAAAUUGACCGAAGUCAUCUGUUGCUUCCACCGACCCUCGGCCGAGACGACGAAAAGAGACCCGUGAGGUUGAAGGAUUCAUCCUUUGACAAAAUCAGAAUCACAUAUUCUGUACAGGCAAAACUGUUGAGACAGCAUACAGAGGAGAAUCAACCAAACGAGCCCUUGGCAUCUGCGCUCAUGCCUGUUCGAAUCAUUCCUGCGCUACAGGAAAUGCCUCCUGCCUAUACUCUUGAUCACUUGCAGAUUUGUCCGCAGUCCUUACGUCCUUCCAAAAUAGCUUCAUGGCAAGCUGCCAAGGGGACCUUCAGGGUUUGCACAUUGGAGCCAAAUCCAAUCUCGCUUCUUGCCUCCUCCUACGAAGAGUCCAAGGGCCCCGUUACUACUGUAACGAUGGAAAUGGAGUUCCAACCGACGCAUGAUGAACCACCACCAGCAAUAAGCCGGAUUUCCAGGAAGCUGCUGGCCCAUACGACCACGCACGCGGUUCCUUUCCGUACAUCUCUAUCGGGGCCAAUAUGCAAAAGCAAACAAAAAACCGAGACCCAUAUUGUGCGAUUAGGCGACUUGAAAAUGUCAUCUGUCCGAUGGGUGGAACAACCACCUGCCAAUAAUGUCGGCCGUGAUACAAAAGAAUGGGUGACUCGCACUGGUGAUCGUGUGAAAGAUUCACAGCAAAAACGUCUUUACACGGCCACAAUUGACGUCUUAAUAUGUCUUCCCAACACGAAAACAUUUGUGCCAACUUUCGAUUCAUGUCUUAUAUCACGAUCUUAUGCGGUGGAGAUUUUCCUUUACUACUCUUUCUCAAGAAAGUCUAUCGGAUCAUCGCCUAUCAGUCUUCGAGUCCCCUUGCAAAUAACGGGACCAGGUCGAUAA